Messenger RNA from Histoplasma mississippiense, 3786 nucleotides. RefSeq names its product 90S preribosome component RRP12. NCBI's taxonomy places the organism in Eukaryota, Fungi, Ascomycota, Eurotiomycetes, Onygenales, Ajellomycetaceae. The record is from RefSeq and is a predicted model, not a curated record. The transcript has 5 exons. The coding region runs from base 1 to 3786 and encodes 1261 amino acids.
AUGGCCUCGCUGCAGGAAAAGCUCAACAAGAUCAAAUCGCCCAAGCUGCAAAACCAGCACCAUACUUCGGUGGUCCUCUCAGCCGUCGAAGAUACACUCCGCGACCAACAUGCUGACUUCACCGCAACCGCAUACUUCGCCGCCCUCCUCGCCCUCCUCGGCCAGGCCGUAUCCUCAACCGAAGGCAUCGUAAACAAGGAGCUCGCAACUUCUAUAGUCUACCUCCUCGACACAGUCGCCCCCUUCGUCCCCACCGCUCUUCUCGUCUCCAAGUUCUCCCAGAUCCUCACCAGCCUUGCGCCCGCCCUCACACUCCCUGAAGCCGAAGCCCCACUGCUAAAGUCGUCCGUGGGAUGUUUGCAGUCGCUACUGGUCGCCCAGGAUGCGGCCGCAUGGGCUCUACCAUCCACACAGAUAGGCCCACGCAGAGCUAUGGCUGGCCUAAUGACACUGGCGGUAGACCACAGACCCAAGGUGCGCAAGCGGGUGCACGAUGCCUUAGUACAUGUGUUAAGGAAUCCCCCACCAAGCCCGUCGCUGGACCAUCCCGCGGCGGAUAUGUGUGCGGAAACAGCGCUGCAUACGCUGGGCGAGAGUGUCGCCGCCGCGGCGAAGGCGAAAAAGGGCCGACAUGGCCAGCAGCAGACAAGCCAGCAUGAGCCAAUGGUCAUCCAUGCCGUGCACUUGGUGAAGACCAUUGCAACCGCUCCGGGCGGGUGGCCGACAAAGAAGAUCGAGCCGCUGUGCGAGCUGCUGAUGAACGUGUCGAAAUCGUCCAACGAGUACCUGACCAUGGCUGCAUUUGAGGUCUUCGAGAUUAUAUUCGAAGGCAUGGCGGAUGAGUUCUCGUCGUCCAAACUGCCACGGCUUAUGGAGGCGAUUUCGGAAUUGAAGCCUGCACAGAAUGAUUUGCAAUUGCUGCCCCCGUGGAUUGCUGUUCUUUCCAGGGGUUACGACGUAUCAGCACAGGUGAACCCUGAGGAGACGUUUGAGAAUCUCCCCCAUCUUUUUGACCUCAUCUCGCCCUUCCUUGCGUCUUCGUCUCGGAAUAUUAGGGUGUCGGCCUCUGAGUGUCUCAUCUCAUUUCUAGUCAAUUGCAUUCCGGACACAGUCGUUCUCGAACCCUCGGUAUAUGAUGAAAAGGUGUUUGAGAAACUGGCCAAAAUAUGCAUUGGACUACUCUCCAUCAAGUACCAGGCUGCAUGGAUGGAGGUAUUCAACGUGCUCGCCGCAAUGUUCGAUGCAUUGAAGUGGAGGGCAUUCCCUGUCCUGACUGAUAUUGUCCGGAUAAUCGGGGAGCUACGGGGGAAUGAAUCGUUCGCCAGCAAGAAACAAGCUGACCAAGUUCUCGGGUCUGCAAUUGCGGCCAUGGGUCCAGAGGCAGUAUUGGGGGUGUUGCCGCUGAAUAUCGCACAUCAAACCGCCGGCCAACCAGGCCGAGUCUGGCUUCUGCCCAUCCUCAGGGACCAUGUGUCAAACACACGCCUGUCAUUUUUCCGCUCAGAAUUCGUGCCACUCAGCGAGGCGCUGUUCCAGCGCGUUCUCGAGUACGGCAACGCCGAGAAAACGGUCGAAGUGAAAAUCUUCGAGACCCUCGUCCAGCAGACUUGGGCGAUUUUGCCGGGAUUCUGCGAACUGCCACUAGAUCUUACAGAGUCCUUUGACCAAAGCUUUGCCGAGUUGCUUUCAAAUGUACUGUACAAGCAAACAGAGCUACGUGUGGAUGUGUGCAAAGCGUUACAGAACCUUGUGGAAUCAAACCAAGCGAUUACCUCGUUGGAUACCGAGCAGGACGACCUGGUCCUUCAGCGACGGAUUGCGAAGGCAGAUGCGAUGAAAAAUAUAGCCCAUCUCGCUAGCUUUUCUAGUAAUAUCCUGGCUGUGCUGUUCAAUGUCUACAGUCAGACACUUCCUCAGUUCAGGGGUUUCCUGCUUCGAUGCAUCAAUGCAUAUUUAAGCAUUACAGGUGAACAGGAACUAAUUGAAACCUUCACGCGCGUCACUACGAUGCUCGAGGGCACCCUUGCCCUACCGGAACCCGCAGAGCAGAAGCAACCGAAAGGGCCCGGCGACAAAAUCCCCCCAACCUCUCACACUCUAAUGGAUCUCGUGGUCACAAUAUCGAUAUAUCUGCCACGAUCAAGUUUCGCCACUCUAUUCUCGCUUGCCGCUGCCGUUCUCCAGAAAAAAUCCUCCGACACCCAGUUAAUCAAGAAAGCAUACAAGCUCAUUCCGCGCCUCGCUACGACCGAGAACGGCGCCGCGUCGCUCCGCGAGCGCAGCCCUGAACUGCAAUCUCUCAUCCUCGCAACAGCAGACCAAACACCCGCUCCGGCCCGUCGUGACCGGCUGCUCGCGAUCCAUGAAAUAGUCAGCUACCUCCCAACCUCACAUCUACAUUUCAUCCCCUCAGUGCUGCCCGAAGUGGUACUAGGAUGCAAGGAGAGUAACGAAAAGGCGCGCACGGCCGCAUUCUCCUUGCUCAUCCACCUCGCCCAGCGCACCAUAGACCCGGACCUCAACCCGGUUGGCACAGUGAUCCGCAACUCGCUCGUGCCACACAUGCCAGAUACAGCCCCAGACGCCCCUGCCACGAUCGAAGAGUUCUCCACCAUGGUCUCCGCCGGCCUCGCAGGCAGUUCCCCACACAUGGUCGCCGCCUCAGUAACCGCAUUGUCCAGGCUCCUCUUCGAAUUCCACUCGAAGCUACCCCCAGCUAUGCUAUCCGAUCUCGUGCAGACCAUCGAUAUCUUCCUGACAAGCAACAAUCGCGAGAUAGUCCGGAGCGUGCUGGGCUUCGUCAAAGUUGCUGUCGUCGCCUUACCGGAAGACAUGCUCCGGCCACGUCUCGACUCGCUCGUCCCCAACCUCCUGGUCUGGAGCAAGGAGCACAAGGGCCGCCUGAAGAGUAAGGUAAAAGGGAUCCUGGAGCGGCUAAUCCGGCGCUUCGGCUCGCCGCUCCUCGAGGGACUAGUCGGCGAAGCCGAUCGGAAAUUCGUCGUCGCGAUCCGCAAAGAACGCGAGCGGCGCAAGCGCAAGAAGACGCAGGCCAAGGGCGGCGAGGGCAGGGACGGAGAAGGAGAAGGAGACGAGCGAGGCGGAGACGCCGGCAGCGCGCGGAAAGGCGCAACGACGACACCCGGCCACCGCGACCACCAACCACCCCGAGGCGGCGAGAAGUCCUUCAGCAACGAAUUCGACAAAGCCGUCUACGGCUCCGACAUGUCGGAGUCGGACUCGGCCUUCGCGACGACAGACUCCGACGACGCGAGCGAAAUUGACGUCGACGCGCAGGGCAACAUGCACGUCUCGUCCCAUAAAUCCAGCGCUGCUGCUAGCCGCAAGCAGCAGCAGCAGCAACGAGGCGGAGGAGGACGACAGAAACCCAGCCGACCAGGCCCACAGUCGCAAACGCAGUACAUCCGCGAGCUCUCGCCGGAAUCAAACCCGCUCGAUCUCCUCGCGCCAGAUGCGCUCGCGAGCAUCUCGACGACGAAGCCAUCCGUGCGCUUCCUGGCGACAAAGACGCGGAAGCGAGCUGCACGCGUCAAUGCGGAUGGGAAGUUGUUGUUGGGGUUGAACGAGGACGGCGGUGGGGAUGGGGAUGGGGAUGUUGGUAUGGCUGGCGGCGGCGACGGCGGCGGCAGCGAAAGAGCUGGCGCUGGAGAAACCGAGGGUGCCGAUGGAGUCAACGCAUAUUUGUCUGCGGUUAAUGGGCCGGAUGCUGUGCGGAGGGGUCAGCGGGGCCGACUGAAGGGGAUAUCUGGGAGUAUAUAUAUGAGGUAG